This is a messenger RNA of Castor canadensis (American beaver), 3982 nucleotides long. RefSeq names its product solute carrier family 2 member 3 (gene Slc2a3). Gene Ontology annotation, molecular function: D-glucose transmembrane transporter activity. Gene Ontology annotation, cellular component: plasma membrane. Lineage: Eukaryota; Metazoa; Chordata; Mammalia; Rodentia; Castoridae. Gene Ontology annotation, biological process: dehydroascorbic acid transport. The record is from RefSeq and is a predicted model, not a curated record.
GUUAUUUGGAUGGGGGUGUAGGGUGUGGCUGGGGGAGGUUUUACAGGCUCCACCCUUUGCAGAGAUUUUAAAUAGACAUUACUCCAGCCUCAGCUAGAGAAUCUUCCUCUAAUGGUUAUAGUGAAUACUGAUCGCUGAAGACCUCAAGAAAACUUGCUGCUCAGAAGGACAUUUUGAAGGUUUUGUUGGCUGGAAAAGGUGUCACUGGAACCCUACCCCUAGAUCUUUCUUAAAGACUUGAAAAGAAUUAAAUUAGAACCAUGGGGACACAGAAGGUGACCCCAUCUCUGAUCUUUGCCAUCUCUGUUGCUACAAUUGGCUCUUUCCAGUUUGGCUACAACACUGGAGUCAUCAAUGCUCCCGAGACGAUCAUAAAGGACUUUAUCAACUACACGUUAGAAGAGAAGUUAGAAGACCUUCCCACUGUGGGGUUGAUCACGGCCCUCUGGUCCUUGUCUGUGGCCAUUUUCUCUGUUGGUGGCAUGAUUGGCUCCUUCUCUGUUGGACUCUUUGUGAACCGCUUUGGCAGGCGCAAUUCCAUGCUUAUGGUGAACCUAUUGGCCAUUGCUGGUGCCUGCCUUAUGGGGUUCUGCAAGAUAGCUGAGUCGGUUGAAAUGCUGAUCCUGGGCCGCCUGAUCAUUGGCAUCUUCUGCGGGCUCUGCACGGGUUUUGUGCCCAUGUACAUUGGAGAGGUGUCGCCCACUGCUCUGCGGGGGGCCUUCGGCACUCUAAACCAACUGGGCAUUGUUGUCGGCAUUCUGGUGGCUCAGAUCUUUGGUCUGGACAUCCUUUUGGGGUCUGACGAACUGUGGCCUCUACUUCUGGGUUUUACCAUCAUUCCAGCUAUCCUGCAAAGUGUAGCCCUUCCAUUUUGCCCUGAAAGUCCUCGGUUCUUGCUCAUUAACAAAAAUGAAGAAGAGCGUACCAAGGAGGUCCUGCAGCGUCUGUGGGGCAGCCCAGAUGUGACCGAGGACAUCCAGGAGAUGAAAGAAGAGAGUAUUAGGAUGUCACAGGAAAAGCAAGUCACCGUGCUAGAGCUCUUCAGGUCACCCAGCUACCAACAGCCCAUCCUCAUUUCCAUCGUGCUCCAGCUCUCACAGCAGCUCUCUGGGAUCAAUGCUGUGUUCUAUUACUCAACAGGAAUCUUCAAGGAUGCAGGAGUCCAGGAGCCAAUCUAUGCCACCAUCGGAGCAGGCGUGGUUAAUACUAUCUUCACUAUAGUUUCUGUAUUUCUGGUGGAAAGAGCAGGAAGAAGGACCCUGCAUAUGAUAGGGCUUGGAGGCAUGGCUUUCUGUUCCAUUCUCAUGACUGUUUCAUUGUUACUGAAGGAUGACUAUGAAGCCAUGAGCUUUGUCUGCAUUGCUGCUAUCUUGAUCUAUGUGGCAUUCUUUGAGAUUGGACCAGGCCCCAUUCCCUGGUUUAUUGUGACCGAACUCUUUAGCCAGGGACCCCGCCCGACAGCCAUGGCAGUGGCUGGCUGUUCCAACUGGACCUCCAACUUUUUGGUUGGACUGCUCUUCCCCUCGGCUGCAUCCUACUUAGGAGCCUACGUCUUCAUCAUCUUUGCUGCUUUCCUUGUCAUCUUCUUGGUCUUCACCUUCUUCAAAGUCCCUGAGACCCGAGGCAGGACUUUUGAUGACAUCACCCGGGCCUUUGAAGGGCAGGCACAGGAGGCCAGUAGAUCUGGGAAAGGCCCUGGAGAGAUAAACAGCGGUCAACCUGCAAAGGAGGCCACCACCAAUGUCUGAGGUAGACCUCCUUCCACCUCCCUCCCAACAUGGAAAGCAACCUCUCCCUGAAGAGGGGGAGACUUCAUCAGGAUGAAACCAGGACUGCUGAAUGCUGCUACUUGAUUCCUUUCUCAUCCCACACACUUCACGAACACUCAGAUGAACCCAGUGCUGGGGUAGUCAGCUCUUCAAUGGCUUCUUAAGUAUUUCAUUUCUUGGACAUUCUCUUCUGUUCAGGAGAGACCAACUGAACCUACCUUCAUUUCAGGAGGGAUUGGCUGCAUGGCAUGACAACUUUGCCAGCUCUUCUGCCCUCAGGUUCUGUGUUUGCCUCACUAGGGCACAUAGGGGAGUAGGUGCAGUCCCCACCUCAGCUUACCAGCAAGCAGAUAUUCAGAGGCGAGGCCCACAGGGAAUUACACAGGGCCCUUUCCUCACUUCAUACAGCUCUGCACAGCAAAGUAACUUGAGUUUUAUUUAUUUUACUUUCUGGUUUUAUUGCAUAUUUAUUUUUUUAAGUAUAAAAUAAUUUUACCAAAUAAUGAAAACCAUAAGGAAAUUGAUGUUAGAGGGAGGUGUCUAGAGAGGUCAUAGGGUAAUGUUUUGGUACUAGAGAGUUGUUAAGUAAGGUGCAACAGAAAGGGAAGAAUUGGAGUGAAAUGUCAGUCGUCCUGGAGGGGUGUGGAUGUAGGUUUGCACGAUGUGUCUUAACAAUUUCUGUACUGCACAUAGAAACUCUUCGGUUUAGUUUCUCAGAAGAGUCAUUGCCUGUAUAAAAAAAAGCUACUGGUUUCCUUUGGAACUUUUCUUUAUAGUUUAUACAUAGUAUUACUUGAAAUCUAGGAUCGUUACUAAGAUGGGCAUUGUAGUUAACAGUGGUUGAUAGACUUUCAUUUUGGAUGGAGUCCAAGAAGGGAAGGUUAUUUGUAGAAAAUCUCCCCACUUCCCUGCACCAAACAACUCCUUCUCCUUGUAGUGGACUCACUUUUUUUUUUUUAAAGUGAUCCCACCCAUCUGGUGGGAGAGCCCUCCAAAUGAGAAAUCUAAAAAAGUGGUACUUGGUAGAGGCUUGGAAUUUCUUCAUUUUGUUCUUUAAGAGAUUUUACGUGUUGACUUUUAUUUUAUUUUAACUUGUAGCUUUAAGGGGAUUCUGAGAAGAAUGUUCGCAGCUAACUUGGAAUUUGUAAUCUCAGCUCUGGGAGAGGAUCUCUCCUGAACGAUUAUUGCCUAGUUUAAGUGUGCUGUUGCUCUCGGGUCAUGGCAUGCUUAUCUGUCUGUCCCUGUGUCAAGUUAGCCUUGUCACCAUGUUACUGUGAUGCUAUUCCAAGUCUCUUUAGGGGCCUUGACUCUUUUCUGAUACACACGUUUGAGAUAGUAUGAGUAAAGGUGCAGUGUAGCCCACACAUGAGAAUUUGAAUGUAUGUGCAUUGUCACUUUGCUCUGGGUGAAAGUAGUUUAUUGGUGACUGGUUUCCUUUGUUCCUAUAGUCUUCCUUUUGAAUAGAAUGUAUUAAAAGUCAUCCCUGUGUAUAUAAGUAACACUGCCUCUGCUGGGUGGAGUUUACACCCAGACUUUAGAUUCUGACUCAUCUGGCUACCUUUCCCUGUGGGUAGGAGCUGCCUACAUCAUGGGGUUGAGGGUGGAGGGCUCAACCUCACUCAGAUGGGAGCGACAUAAGAAAGUGCAAGGUCAGGGCAUGUGGCUCUUUGGAAACCCUGUUGUAGGGAGACAGAGGCUUUUGUUGAAGGGGAUAAGAAACACAUGAAGACUUUCUUCUAACUGGAGCAUUUGAGAGGUUAGAGGAGAUGACAAGACUCCUGCUGCAGGUCACAGACACCUCCACACUUAUCUCUUCAUUCCCUGUCCUUUGUAAAUGGAGAUUGGACCCUUAAGACACUCUCUCCUCCCCUCGCUUUUUUGUAGGUUGCCUGAUCUCCCUAUUCCUCCUUGGUGCUUACACAUUUCAGACACUUUAGCCAAGCCCUGGCAUACAACAGUAUUUUAGUCUUCAGUUCUCACCAUCUCUCUGGUUGUUGAGCCUUUGAUAAAAACUCACAUAGCUAUAGAGGGGGCUUUGCUGGAAGGUGACUUUUUUCUAACAACUCUUGUGGCUCCUCGGUGAGUUGACAGUAAUGCAAGGUGAAAUUUUUCCCAUUUCUCAGUGACCAGAUUGUGAAUAUCUGCAUAUGGGUUUUCUAUUAAUGUUACUGUGGUUCUUUGUUUUGAAAUAAAAAUUCUGAAUGUACAUAUGA